This is a messenger RNA of Stylophora pistillata, 3771 nucleotides long. RefSeq lists its product as uncharacterized. Gene Ontology annotation, biological process: cell-matrix adhesion. The record is from RefSeq and is a predicted model, not a curated record. Gene Ontology annotation, cellular component: cell surface. Lineage: Eukaryota; Metazoa; Cnidaria; Anthozoa; Scleractinia; Pocilloporidae.
AAUGACAAUUCGAGUGACAGCUUUUUCUAUCUUUUGUCCUGUGUAUUUCCAUAUAUGGCUGGUCCAAACAUUGCAGACACCAUCAAAGUUAUUUUGGGACUACCUUGAGCAACUUUCGUUUCUGGAAGACGUUGAACGUGCACGUCCUUGACUGCCAUCAAGCAUUGUUCUGUCAAGAUGGAUUUCAUGCGUUUGCUUACACUUGUUUUAAGUGUUCUACUUGUUGUGCUUCUGAGUCCCACAGCAGUUGGAGAUAACACCAACUGCUGUACUCAAUUGAACAUCCCAUCAGAAUGUCAUUUUCUGUGUGGAGUUGGUAGUCAAUCGUUCUGGUCAACAACAAGAUGGAAAUGUACCCAUAAAUACUAUGCCAAGGUGGCAACAUGCAAAGUUCAGAAUAAAAUCAAUUAUGUGAAACUGUUUGGCCAAGAACUGACUCAAUCAAUAAAGGAAAGCUUCGAUAAGCUUUCAGCAGACCUGCAGGCAAAAUUAUCAGAUGCAAAGGAGUUUGCAAAAGCCUCUAUUAGUGAGCUACUGAGUGUUCCACAGGACCUGCUGUCCUCCUUAAAGGAAAGUCUGAGUGGUAUGACAAGUAACCAGUUUAAUGGAAUUAUUGAUCGUCUCACAAAGUUCACAUCACAAAAUCUAAAGAAGCUCAUCUCGCACAUGAACCUGGAUACUUUUUUUGCCAAUGUGGAUAAAGUUGCUGGUAAAGAAUGGGAUCGAGAGCAAAUGGCUGCUCUGAGCCAAGCUGCAUAUCGUAAAUUUGGUGUCAGUGUCCGUCAGUGGAGUGUCAAGGCAUUAGAAACUAUGAAGCAAUUGUUGGCUGGAUUUGAACCAAGUGAACUGGCAGAGCUAGCUGGAGAUGUUUUUGAUCAAGGAGUAAGCUACCUUUGCAUGGCAAAGUUUGACAAUGACCAAAAGACUGCUCUUAUGAUUCCUGCAAAGAAAGUCUUUGGCAAGGUGGCCAACUGGGACAGCAAAGUGCUUGCAAAAAUGUGUAAUUUGUUGGAGGCCCUUCCUGUCAGGGAAAUGCUACAACUGGCAUCUGAUGUGAUAACAAAAGCCAUUGAUGAAUUGGUAAAACAUGACUUCACCUUCCCCCAAGCCAAAGUUAUCAUCAAUAAGCUCAAAGAAGAAUGGAAAGAUGUGAAGACAUGGAGUACAGCUCAGUUGCAGAAACUCGGAAAGCUGCUAGGAAACUUGAACAUCCAGGAUCUGAAGUCUUUGUCAAAGGAACAGUUCCAGGCCAUAAAGGAUCUGCUUGGUAAUCUAAACUUGAAUGAGGGACAACUCCGUGUAUUGGCAGUGAAAGCAGUAGAUCUCCUAGGCUCCCCAGACAAGUGGAACAAAGACAACAUCAAGGAACUUGGAAGUGUUGUGGCAGGACUUCUGCCAUCUGAGCUCAGACAGAUGGGAGCACAAGUUGUGAAGGACUCUCUGCAAUUUUUAAAGGGGAUAGACUUUGAUCUUGAUCAGGCACAAGAGAUUGUUGAAAGACUAAAAAGUUCUAUUGAUCUGUCCAAAUUGAACAAAGGUGAUGUAGUGAAUCUUGCCAAGGCUAUUGAUGGUUUUUUAUCAUCAGAUGUUGGCAAAAUGACUCAAGCAGUUGUCUUUGCUGCUUUCCCGGAGAUGAAGGUUGCAAAAGAGGUUGCCAUGCCAGUUCUGAGAGGGUUCAUUAAAAAGUUUGAAGAAGAUCCGUCAGCUGGAAAGAGUAUCGCGCAGCUUGGAGACUUUGCUGUUGCUCUGAGUCGAGGAGAAGUUGAUGCAGAGGGUGUUGAUAACGUCAUCAAUAAUCUGGAUAAACUGGGAGUUCUUCCCUGGGACAAGACAAAGACACUGACUCUUAUCAAGAAAAUCAGAACAAAAUGGGGAGACUUCAAUGGCACUGAUGCGGACGAUUCUGAUUCACCAAACUGGGGAUUUUUGAACAUGAAGAGGCUUGGUCACAUUGCACUUGGUAUUGCUAAGGAAGAGUUGCGUGAUCUGCCCAUCCGGGGAAUUGAAGACGUAAUUGACGUGUUAGGAAAAGAGAAGGACUGGGAUCGAGGUCAGAUUGUCAUGGUGUUGAAACGUCUGCAUGAAUACUGGGAAAUGGAAGACCUUGACUUCUCGAAUUUCACUGAUGUUGACAUCAACUCACUUGGUAGCUUUUUACGAGGCCUUGCACAAGAAGAGCUAAAGAGAUUACCUGAGAAAAUCUUACUUACAGCCAUUCGCCGGCUGGGAGAACAAACUGGAUUGCCAGAAGACAAGCUCAAAGCAAGGGCAUUCUUGGCUGUGGAGCUUUUCAAGAAUCAGACAGGAGUGGAUAUACUGAAUUCUUCACAUAUUGAAGACCUUGGAUUACUCGUGGCUGGACUGGACAGAAAAACACUUCGAAAAAUAACGAAAGAUUCGUUCAUUGACAACCUCUAUAACAUUGCAAGAGCCAAGGGAUAUGAUGGGAAGAAGCUGAAAGAAAUAGCCAAACUAGCAAAACAACACUUCGAAAAGAGUGAUGUCGCCGAGUGGAUUGGUGAUCAAUGGCGCGAUCUUGGCCCAGCUGCGGUGGGCCUGGAUCCCAGUGACCUUGAGCGUAUUAACCUGGAUUCUUUGGAGGAGAUGCUGGAUGAAUUGGGCAAGUUGGAGUUCAGUAAGUCCCAGGCUGAAGCUCUCAUCAAGGCAGCGAAAGAGGCAUGGGACGAGAACGAUGUUGGAAAGUGGACUGGGGACAAACUGCGUCGACUUGGCUCUCUUGUGAAGGGCCUAGACACCUCUGACAUCAAGAAGCUUGGUAAAGAAGCCUUUGAAGAGGCUGUGGGGAUCUGGGGAAAUUACCUCGAUGUUGACAUGGAAACGCUGAAGGCGUUAGCUGAAAAGGCAAAAGAAGUUCUAACCAAUGGAGACAUUUCCAAGCUAACUGCUCAGCUCGCUAAGAGGUUGGGCCGAGUCGUGCUUGGUCUAACUCCGCAAGAUCUUGAGAAACUCAAUUUGGACAACAUUGAUAUUAUUGCUGCCCUUGGAAAGUGGAAGGACUGGAGUGAAGAUCAGUUGGACCGUCUCAAACCCAAAGUUCGGGAAUUCUUGAAGCAGAGCAAGGACGACGAAGUCUACAUGAGCCUGGGACAGUUAGCUCUUAGUCUGACUAAAGAAGACAUCUUGAAAAUGCCAGCGAAUGCUUUUAGACUGGCUCUGGGGCAGCUCAGCAAGAUUGAGGGUUGGUCUGGUGAUCAACUCAAGGCAAUCAUUGAUAGAGCGAAAACUGUCUGGGUGGAGGCUGUCAAUGAGUGGGACAAGGACCAAGUUAGUGAACUGGGAAAAGCUUUAAAGGCUCUCUCUAACUCUGACAUCCCUAAGCUGCGGAAUAAAGUGGUGGACGUCAUCCCGCCAGAAGUGUUCGAGGACAUGAGUGUCUCUCAGCUCCAGGCUUUUACAGCUGAUCAGUAUAAAGCAAUGCAGGCUCCUCAAGUGCAAGCUAUCAGCUCAGUCAAAAGGGAGAGCCUCACAAUGGCUCACCAAGAGGCCAUCAAGAGCGUCAUUGACAGCGAUCCGGAUGAAGAAGUUCCAUGGGGACCAGACGAUGAUGAUGAAUGUUCAGGAGAAACCUGUUCUGCUUCCAGCCACGUAACUGUGACUUUUGUUUCCUUGGUGAUUUCUCCUGUUGCCAUGGUUUCACUGGCUCACUGAAGAGGCUCGUGUCUUCAUUGUUUUCUCUAGACAUUGUGAUCACUGUGAAAGUUCUGUUUAAUCCAUUUCCAAUAUUUUAAUAGAAAAGACAGUUACAAGCUA